CGACGGCCCGUGACUCGUGAGUCGUGCGUGACUGUCUGCUAUAAACAAAAUUACAAAAGUUGUAACUUUGAGAGGACACAUGUCUAGAAUUAAAUUAGAAAAAUAGGGAUUUUAGGAAUGGAAAAUAUGUAGAUAAUGGGAAGAACAUAUUAUUAGUAUAUGACAGUUAGCGGUCCGUAUUUACCAAAUUUCAAUAGCAUUUAUUUGAUAAGUAAUUAUGUGUGAUGACAUAUUAAUACUUCUUAUGAUUUGCAGGUGAAAUUUGUCUAUACAAUUGAAGAAUGAGUGCGUUAUUCUUUUAAAAGGUUGUACUGUAACAAUGGCAGACAAUCGAACACUGGGAGUGUGGGACUAUGUGGUGCUCAUUAUUACGCUUCUAGUUUCCUUGGGAAUCGGUUUAUAUUUUCGCUGUACUGGAGGAAAACAAAAAACUGCAAAGGAAUACCUGCUUGGAGAUCGUAACCAGAGUGUACUGCCUGUGGCAAUUUCUCUCAUGGCUAGUGUCAUGUCAGCCGUCACUCUGCUGGGUGUCUCUGGAGAGGUUUACAUGUAUGGAACCAUCUUCCUCACUAUUAUCAUCUCGUACAUUCUGUUCACUGCCGUUGCCGCUUACUUGUAUCUGCCUGUUUUCUUUAAGCUGCAAGCCACGUCUGCAUAUGAGUACUUGGAGCGGAGGUUUAGUCCCAGAGUGCGCAUUGCAGCAUCUGUCCUCUACACUCUGCAGAUGGUCCUGUACAUGGGUAUUGUGCUGUAUGCCCCUACCAUAGCUCUGGAGGCUCUGACAGGCCUGUCUCGCAACACCUCCACCCUGGUUGUUGGCGCUGUCUGCACUGUGUACUCAACCAUUGGCGGAAUCAAAGCUGUCAUCUGGACUGAUGUCUUCCAAGCUGGAUUGAUGUAUGCAGCUCUCUUCAGUGUUAUCGGUGUGGCAGCCUGGGAUCAGGGGGGAUUGUUACCAAUCUGGAGGAUAGCUGAAAAUCAUGGCAGGAUACAGUUUUUUGACUUCACUCCAGACCCCACUGUAAGACACACCACAUGGGCACUGUUCUUUGGCGGCGGCUUCACGUUUCUAUCAGUGUACGCAGUGAACCAGAACCAAGUCCAAAGGUAUAUGACCAUGAAGGACCACAAGACAGCAGUACGCUCGCUCUGGUUCUCUCUAGCAUUCUUGUACCUGCUGCUUCUUACCUGUGGCUUUGCAGGACUGUGCAUCUUCUCCGCUUACUACACAUGUGACCCUGUCAAAAACGGCCGGAUAUCCAGUCUGGAUCAGCUGAUGCCUCUGUUCGUAAUAGACAAGAUGGGACAGGUCCCCGGACUCCCUGGUUUGUUUACGGCCGGAAUAUUUUCUGCCUCUCUGAGCACAGUGUCAUCUUGUGUCAACUCCUUGGCUGCUGUAACUGUAGAGGACUAUCUAAAGCCGUUGCUGCCCAGUAUAAAAGCCACAGGAUCCACAGCUCUCACGAAGAGCCUGGUAUUGUUGUAUGGCCUGGCCUGUCUGGGAGUGGGGUUCUUGGCUCAGUAUAUCGGAGGCUUGCUCCAAGCGGGUCUCAGCAUCAUGGGCAUUGCAGGAGGACCCCUCCUCGGCACCUUCACACUGGGCAUGUUUCUACCCGCCGCCAAUGAACCGGGAGCAUUGGCUGGGAUAUUGUCAGGUAUAAUAUCAUCUGCUUGGAUCGGAUUCGGACAACCAAAGCCCAAACCCACUCCCCUCCCCCUCUCCACUGCUAGCUGCCUCAACAUGACAACUGCACUGCCUACCACUGUUCCGACAAAUGUGCACUACCCAUACAUGUACAGACUGAGCUACCUUCUGUAUGUUGUGAUCGGCUGUUGUAUCACCCUCGUUGUGGGUUGUCUAGUCAGCAGGUUGGCAGUGUCUCUAGGUUACCGAUCUCCUCAUUCUGUCAGCCCCGAUCUCUUGACUCCUAUUGUUGCCAAAUGCCUGCGGGAACCACAUUCUACUAAUGAUGUGGAAUUACAACAAACCAUGUUGAAGGAGCCCCAGGAGACCAAGAAGUUAGUAGAAGACUGACACUGUAACCAUUGUGAUAUUUAUCUUAUAGGUGCUAGUACUAUUUUACAGUAUUGUUUACUGUGUAAAUUUUGUUAUUCUCUUAUUUUUUAAGAGUAUUUGUUAUAGAGAUGUUUAUUAAUUUUAUAUGUUCGUUUUGCAUUUGAAAAUCUUUAUUAUCCAACAAUGUUGGUCUAAUGCUGUUGAAUAAAAAAUCAAUAUUAAAAAAAGA
Molecule: messenger RNA, 2246 nt
Organism: Homalodisca vitripennis (glassy-winged sharpshooter)
Lineage: Eukaryota; Metazoa; Arthropoda; Insecta; Hemiptera; Cicadellidae
Product: putative sodium-dependent multivitamin transporter
Exons: 11
Coding region: 320-2035 (571 amino acids)
Biological process (GO): sodium ion transport; transmembrane transport
Cellular component (GO): membrane
Molecular function (GO): symporter activity
Source: RefSeq, a predicted model, not a curated record